UACGCACAUGGUACAGUCCAUGACACAGAGAAUCAGCAGUCAUAACUAACACAGAAACUUCACUUCCACCUCAACCUUUGAACAGGCUACUUUUUUUUUCUGACCGAAGGGUCGGCACUAUGAGCCAAUGGAAGCAAAUUCAACAGCUGGAGAUCAGACUCCUGGAACAUGUGGACUAUUUGUAUGAUGACAAUUUUCCCAUGGACAUCAGACAGAGCCUGGCAGACUGGAUCGAGGGUCAGGAUUGGGACACGGCCGCUGACAAUGAACUGAUGGCGGCCGUGUUGUUCACCAACCUGUUGUCCCACCUGGAGAGACUACGGUCUCAGGAGCAGAACUUCUUACAGAGACACAAUAUGAAAAUCAUACAACAGCAGCUACAGGUGAAAUAUUCAAGCAACCCCAUGGCCAUGGCCGGCGUGGUCUCCAACUGCCUCAGAGAAGAGCGUCGGAUCCUCUCCAGCGCUUGCAGGGAGGAACAGGGUCCACUGGAGAAGUCACUGCAAAAUUCAGUGGCCUCCGAGAGGCAGAAGAAUAUGGACGGCAGAAUUGGGAUCAUCAGGGGAAGCGUUCAACUGAUGGACCAUGGAGUGAAAUACAUCGAGGACAUGCAGGAUGAUUUUGAUUUCCGCUACAAGACCCUUCAGUCCCGAGAUCCAACAGAGAGGAACUCUGACCUGAUGAAACAGGAAGUAACAAGACUGCAGGAAACGCUAAACAUGCUUGACUCAAAAAGGAAGGACAUUCUGUCAAAGAUGGCCGUGGUCAUCAAGGAGGUCGAUGACAUGAUGACGUCUCAGCUCAUUCCUGAGCUUCAGGACUGGAAACGGAAGCAGCAAAUGGCGGCCAUCGGGAGUCCGGUGCUCACCAGCCUGGACCAGCUGCAGAGCUGGUUUACUCUGACAGCCCAGAGUCUCUUCCAGAUGAAGCGCCAGCUGGACAAACUGGGGGAACUGGUUUUGAAGGUCACCUAUGACAGUGACCCCAUCCCCUCCCAAAAACCCCAGAUGGAGGAGCGAGUUAAAUACCUCAUUUAUCAUCUCAUCAAGAGGUCCUUUGUGGUGGAGAAGCAGCCCUGCAUGCCCACAUAUCCACAGAAACCCCUGGUCCUCAAGACCAGUGUACAAUUCACCACCAAAGUCAGGUAUGACACAGCGCUCCUGGUCAAACUUCCUGCAGUGGAUUAUCAGCUGAAGGUUAAAACCACAUUUGACAAGGACCUCCCUCCAGGCAGAGUAAGUCGUCAGUUUUUCAUCCUGACAAAUAACACUAAAGUCAUGGAUAUUGAGGAUUUCUCCAACGGCUGCCUUUCAGUGGAAUUUAGACACUUGCAACUGAAAGAGAAGAAGUACGCCAGCACCACAAAGGGGAACGAGAAUCUGUUGUCCGUAACCGACGAACUUCACACUUUGUGUUUCGAGGCAUUCUUUACUGUGCAAGGCCUUAACAUCGAUUUGGAGACGUGCUCCCUGCCACUGGUGGUCAUUUCCAACGGGAGUCAGAUUCCCGGUGCCUGGGCCUCCAUCAUGUGGUAUAAUCUUUUGACCGAUGAGCCGAGGAACUUGACCUUUCUCAGUAAUCCACCUCGAGCCUCAUGGUCCCAGCUUGCUGAGGUUCUGAGCUGGCAGUUCUCCGCCAACACUGGUCGGGGCCUAAACAAGGACCAGCUCACGAUGUUGGGAGGGAAACUUCUCGGUCUACAUGGCGCCAGUAGUGAUCAAGUCCAUUGGUCUAAGUUCUGUAAGGAGAAUAUUCCGGGAAAACCGUUCAGUUUCUGGAUAUGGCUGGAGUCCAUCCUGGAAUUGAUCAAGAAGCACUUACUGCCCGUGUGGAAUGAAAACUACAUCAUGGGUUUCGUGAGUAAAGAGAUGGAGCGAAUUCUGUUGCGGGAGAAAGAGUCAGGCACUUUCCUCCUGCGCUUCAGUGAGAGCCACCUUGGAGGAAUCACCUUCACUUGGGUGCAACACAGUGACAACGGAGAUGUGAAUUUCAACUCUGUGGAACCGUACACCAAAAGCCGUCUGAACGCACUACCGUUCCCGGACAUCAUAAGGGACUACAAAGUGAUCUCAGAUGGGGUUGUCCCCAAGAACCCGCUCAAGUUCCUCUAUCCUGACAUCCCCAAAGACCAGGCCUUUGGACAGCUUUACAACAGCCUACCCAACAAAGUUUAUCCAUACAUCCCAUCCACUCUGAUCCCCAUCUCGGAAAUGCGGUCAAAUGGGAGUCCCCAGUCGCCUCCUUGUGAGUCACCUGAGCCUCCGAUGACCCCUGGAGAGUUUGACAUGCUCAACAAGACCUUAAGCUUGGAUAUGGAUGCUAUUGCAUCCCCAUAUUCUGAGUAAACACCAACACAAACACACACACACACACACACACACACAUGUGAAAUAAUUCAAACCUGCAAUAAAAUCUUGAAGUCU
Molecule: messenger RNA, 2423 nt
Organism: Doryrhamphus excisus (bluestripe pipefish)
Lineage: Eukaryota; Metazoa; Chordata; Actinopteri; Syngnathiformes; Syngnathidae
Source: RefSeq, a predicted model, not a curated record